CAGUCCGAACGUACGUACUGCGGCCAGCCGGCGGCCGGGCGUGUGGCUGUGCGAGUGGGCGUGAGAGGUGGUGACCCGACCUGACCUGACCUGACAGCACCCGAGCCGAGCCCGACAAACAGUGAGCCGUAUCAGCUGCGAACCAGCUCUGCCACAGACACCUACCAGUCUAAGGAGGUCUCCGUCCUAGCGUUUGGCGGCUGACCUGUGACGUCACCGAUCUCCAGCACCAGCUACCACCACCAGUGACCAGCACCAGCACCAGCCAUGGCUCCCAAGAAAACCGACCCCGCCGAGGACCCCGACCCCACCCCCUACCUGUACGUGUCCCUGGAGCAGAAGCGGCUCGACCAGAACAAGCCGUUCGACGCUAAGGUGGCCGCCUGGGUGCCGGACAAGGAGGAGGGCUUCGUGCAGGGCAAGAUCGUCGGCACCAAGGGCGACCUGGUCACCGUGGCCAUCCCCGGCGGAGACGAGAAGAGCAUCAAGAAGGAGCAGGUGCAACAGGUGAAUCCGCCCAAGUACGAGAAAUGCGAGGACAUGUCCAACCUGACCUACCUGAACGAUGCGUCGGUGCUGCACAACCUCAAACAGCGCUACUUCAUCAAACUCAUCUACACGUAUUCGGGUCUGUUCUGCGUGGCCAUCAAUCCGUACAAGCGGUUCCCCAUCUACACCAACCGAGCCAUCGCCAUCUACAAGGGCAAGAGGCGCAACGAGGUGCCGCCGCACAUCUUCGCCAUCUCGGACGGCGCCUACACGGACAUGAUGAACAACUCGGAGAACCAGUCGAUGCUGAUCACCGGCGAGUCCGGAGCAGGAAAGACGGAGAACACCAAAAAGGUCAUCGCCUACUUCGCAAAUGUCGGCGCAUCGGGCAAAAAGAAGGAGGAUGGCAAGGGUAACCUGGAGGACCAGGUCGUCCAGACCAACCCCGUGCUGGAGGCCUUCGGCAACGCCAAGACAGUGCGAAACGACAACUCGUCCCGCUUCGGUAAAUUCAUCCGGAUCCACUUCGGGCCGGCCGGCAAGCUGGCCGGCGCCGACAUCGAGACCUACCUGCUGGAGAAAGCGCGCGUCAUCUCGCAGCAGCCGCUGGAGCGCUCCUACCACAUGUUCUACCAGCUCAUGUCCGGCGCUGUCAAGGGACUCAAAGACAAGCUGUUCCUCAGCAACGACAUAAAGGAUUACCACUACGUGUCGCAGGGCAAAACGACCAUCCCGAACGUGGACGACGGCGAGGAAUUGCUGCUCACCGACGAGGCCUUCGACAUUCUCAACUUCUCUGCCGAGGAGAAGAUGAACAUCUACAAGAUCACGGCCACCGUGAUGCACCUGGGCGAGAUGAAGUUCCGCCAGAAGGGGCGCGAGGAGCAGGCAGAGGCCGAGGGCACGGAGGAGGGCGAGCGCGUGGCCAAGCUGGUCGGCGUCGACGGUCCGACGCUGUACCUGAACCUGCUGAAGCCCAAGAUCAAGGUCGGCAACGAGUUUGUCACCCAGGGCCGCAACAAGGACCAGGUGUACUACUCAGUUGGUGCCCUGGCCAAGGCCAUGUACGACCGCAUGUUCAAGUGGCUGGUCAAGAAGGUCAACCUCACCCUGGACACCAAGCAGAAGCGGCACCGCUUCAUUGGCGUCCUCGACAUCGCCGGCUUCGAGAUCUUCGACUUCAACGGCUUCGAACAGCUGUGCAUCAACUUCACCAACGAGAAGCUUCAGCAGUUCUUCAACCACCACAUGUUCGUGCUGGAGCAGGAGGAGUACAAGCGGGAGGGCAUCAACUGGGUCUUCAUGGACUUCGGCAUGGACCUGCAGGCGUGCAUCGACCUCAUGGAGAAGCCGAUGGGCGUCCUCUCCAUCCUGGAGGAGGAGAGCAUGUUCCCCAAGGCCACCGACAAGACGUUCGAGGAGAAGCUGAAGAACAACCACCUGGGCAAGUCGUCCUGCUUCAUCAAGCCCAAGCCGCCCAAGCAGGGCCAGGCUGAGGCGCACUUCGCCAUCGUGCACUACGCCGGAACGGUGGCGUACAACCUGAUCGGCUGGCUGGAGAAGAACAAGGACCCGCUCAACGACACGGUCGUCGACCAGUUCAAGAAGGGCUCCAACAUGCUGGCGCAGGAGAUCUUCGCCGACCACCCGGGACAGUCGGGCGGCCAGGACGCCGGUGGAAAGGGCGCCAAGCGUCAGAAGGGCUCGGCAUUCCAGACCGUCUCGGCCAUGUACCGGGAGCAGCUCAACAACCUGAUGGUGACGCUGCGGGCCACUCAGCCGCACUUCAUCCGCUGCAUCAUUCCCAACGAGACCAAAUCGCCCGGUGUGAUCGACUCCCACCUGGUGAUGCACCAGCUCACCUGUAACGGUGUGCUCGAGGGCAUCCGUAUCUGCCGCAAGGGCUUCCCCAACCGCAUGGUCUACGCCGACUUCAAGCACCGUUACAUAGUGCUGGCUCCCGCCAUCAUGAAAAAACACGACGACGACAAGGACGCCACCAGGGCCUGCCUAGAGACUAUCGAAAUGGACCCGGAGAAGUUCCGGCUGGGCCACACCAAGGUCUUCUUCCGCGCUGGAGUCCUCGGCCAGAUGGAGGAGCUGCGAGACGAGCGGCUCUCAAAGAUCUUCAGCUGGCUCCAGUCGUGGGUGCGCGGCUACUUCACCAGGAAGGAGUUCAAGAAGCUGCAGAAGCAGAGGCUGGCGCUCCAGGUGGUUCAGCGCAACCUGCGCAAGUACAUGCAGCUGCGCAACUGGAUGUGGUUCAAGCUGUGGCAGAAGAUCAAGCCCAUGCUCAACGUCACACGCAUCGAGGACGAGAUGCGCGCGCUCGAGGCCAAGGCCGAGAAGGCGCUCUCGGCCAUCGAGAAGGAGGAGAAGCUGCGGAAGCAGCUGGACGACCAGAACGCCCGGCUGACUAAGGAGCGCGACGAGCUGCUGUCCGCCCUCGACGAGGAGAAGGGCAGCAUCAGCGACUACCACGCCAAGCAGCAGAAGCUGCAGGCGCAGAAGAAGCAGCUGGAGAAGCAGCUGCAGGAGACCCAGGACCGCCUCUCCGAGGAAGAGGAGGCCCGCGAGGCGCUGAACCAGGCCAAGAAGAAGCUGGACCAGGAGAUGAGCCGAAUCAAGAAGGAGCUGGAGGACUACGAGCUGACCAUCCAGAAGGCGGAGCAGGACAAGGCCACCAAGGACCACCAGAUCCGCAACCUGCAGGACGAGGUGGCCCACCAGCAGGAGCUCAUCGCAAAACUCAACAAGGAGAAGAAGCAGCUCCAGGAGAACCAGCAGAAGACCUCGGAGGACCUGCAAUGCCAGGAGGACCGCGUCAACCACCUGAACAAGGUGAAGGCCAAGCUGGAGCGCUCGCUGGACGAGCUGGAGGACUCGGUGGAGCGCGAGAAGAAGCUGCGCGCCGACGUUGAGAAGAACAAGCGGAAGGUCGAGGGCGACCUGAAGCUGACCCAGGAGGCUGUGGCCGACCUGGAGCGCAACAAAAAAGAACUCGAGCAGACCAUCGCGCGCAAGGACAAGGAGAUCGCCUCGCUGUCCGCCAAGCUGGAGGACGAGCAGGCGCUGGUCAACAAGCUGCAGAAGCAGAUCAAGGAGCUGCAGGCGCGCAUCGAGGAGCUCGAGGAAGAGCUGGAGGCCGAGCGGCACGCGCGCGCCAAGGCCGAGAAGCAGCGCUCCGACCUGGCCCGCGAGCUGGAGGAGCUCGGCGAGCGACUGGACGAGGCCGGCGGCGCCACCGCCGCCCAGAUCGAGCUCAACAAGAAACGGGAGGCCGAGCUGGCCAAGCUGCGCAGGGACAUCGAGGAACAGAACAUUCAGAACGAGUCGGCGCUGGCGGGAAUGCGCCGACGCCACAACGAUGCCGUGAACGAGAUGUCCGACCAGAUCGACCAGCUCAACAAGAUGAAAGCCAAGGCCGAGAAGGACCGCGAGGCCUCGGCCGCAGAGGUGAUGGACCUCCGCUCCGGGCUGGAUUUCGCCACGACCGAGAAGUCGGCCGCCGAGAAGGCCAACCGUGUGCUGGAGCAGCAGACGGCCGAGGCGUCCGCCAAACUGGACGAGGCCAACCGAGCGCUCAACGACUUCGAGGCCGCCAAAAAGAAACUGGCCAUGGAGAACGCCGACUACACCCGACAGUUGGAGGAGGCCGAACAGAACAUUGCGCAGCUCUCCAAGAUGAAGGUGUCACUGACCACACAGCUCGAGGACACCCGCAAAAUGGCCGACGAGGAGUCGCGCGAGAAGUCUGGAAUUCUGGGCAAAUACCGCGCGCUGGAGCACGAGAUGGACUGCCUGCGGGAACAGGUGGAGGAAGAGGCGGAGCAUAAGGCCGAGCUACAGCGACAGCUCAGCAAAAUCAACGCCGAGGCGCAGAUGUGGAAGCAGAAGUACGAGCAGGACGGCCUGGCCCGGGUGGAGGAGCUGGACGACCAGCGCAGCAAGCUGGCGCUGCGCCUCCAGGAGGCCGAGGAGCAGCUCGAGUCGCUCAACGCCAAGAACAGCCAGCUGGAGAAGCUGAAGCAGCGCCUGAGCGGCGAGCUCGAGGACAUGCACAUGGAGGUGGACCGGGCCCAGCAGCUGGCGCUGGCCAUGGAGAAGAAGGCCCGCAACUUCGACAAGGUGGUGGCUGAGUGGAAGCUGAAGGUGGAGGACCUCUCCACCGAGCUGGACGCCUCGCAGAAGGAGUGCCGCAACUACAGCACCGAGCUGUUCCGCGUCAAGGCCGCCUACGAGGAGUCGCAGGAGCAGCUCGACUCGAUCCGCCGAGAGAACAAGAACCUCUCCGACGAGAUUAAGGACCUGAUGGACCAGAUCGGCGAGGGCGGCCGCCACAUCCACGAGGCAGAGAAGGCGCGGAAGCGGCUGGAGGUGGAGAAGGAGGAGCUGCAGUCGGCCCUGGAGGAGGCCGAGGCCGCCCUCGAACAGGAGGAAAACAAGGUCCUGCGGGGUCAGCUGGAGCUGCAGCAGGUUCAGCAGGAGACCGAACGACGGGUGGCUGAAAAGGAGGAGGAGUUCGAAAACACACGGAAGACGCACCAGCGCGCCCUGGACUCGAUGCAGGCGUCGCUGGAGGCCGAGGCCAAGGGCCGCGCCGAGGCCAUGCGCAUGAAGAAGAAACUGGAGCAGGAUAUCAACGAGCUGGAGAUCGCGCUGGACCAGGCCAACAAGGCCAACGCCGAGGCGCAGAAGACGAUCCGGCGCUACCAGGCCGAGAUCAUCGAGCUGCAGGCCCGUCUGGAGGAGGAGGUGCGCAUGCGCGACGACCUGCGGGAACAGCUGGGCACCUCGGAGCGGCGCGGCAACGCGCUCAGCGGCGAGCUGGAGGAGAGCCGCACCCUGCUGGAGCAGGCCGAUCGCGCCCGGCGCCAGGCGGAGCUGGACCUCACAGACGGCCAGGACCAGCUCUCCGAACUGCAGGCCAACUACACGGCCGCCACCCUGGCCAAGCGGAAGCUGGAGGGCGAGGUGCAGUCUCUGCACACCGACCUCGACGACAUGCUCAACGAGGCAAAGAGCUCCGAGGAGAAGGCCAAGAAGGCCAUGGUGGACGCCGCCAGGCUGGCUGACGAGCUGCGAGCCGAACAGGAGCACUCCCUCUCGCAGCUCAAACUCUGCAAGAGUCUGGAAGUGCAGAUCAAGGACCUGCAGGCGCGCGUCGAGGACGCCGAGCAGAACGCCAUCAAAGCGAGUCGCAAGAUCAUCGCCAAGCUGGAGGACCGGGUGCGGACUGUGGAGCAGGAGCUGGACAGCGAACAGCGCCGCCACAGCGAGGCCCAGAAGAACCUGCGCAAGACCGAGCGGCGCAUCAAGGAGCUCAGCUUCCAGACGGAGGAAGACAAAAAGAACCACCAGCGCAUGCAGGACCUGGUCGACUCGCUGCAGCAGAAGAUCAAGACGUACAAGCGUCAGAUCGAGGAGGCCGAGGAGAUCGCCGCGCUCAAUCUCGCCAAGUUCCGCAAGUCGCAGCAGGAGCUGGAGGAGACCGAGGAGCGCUGCGAGAUGGCCGAGGCCACGCUCUCCAAGUUCCGCGCGCGCGGCGGCCGGGGGAUGUCGCCCAUCCGCGGCCAGAGCCCGAUGCCCAUGUAAACAGCAGACCGACUUCGCACGACCGCCGGUUCCCGCUGGUCCGACCUGUCGGCGGCCCCCAGCCGAGAGAACGGACGACCGGGAGACCGGCCGGCAGACGGACAGACGGACAGACGGACAGACGGACAGACAGACUGCGCGACACGUCACCGCCGGAGAGCCAGCCCCGGCGGCGGCGGCCCGGCGGGAACACAGGACGGCCGCCGCCGGCAGACGGACGGCCGCCGCCGGAAACACAGGACGGCCGCCGCCGGAAACACAGGACGGCCGCCGCCGGAAACACAGGACGGCCGCCGCCGGCAGACGGCCAGGCCGCCGCGCCCGGCUGCCGAGCCGGCUGCGCGGCCAUCGGCGCCACCGACCCACUGUGUGACGGCACCGACCCACUGUACUGCGAGCCGCUAACGGAAUACACGCUAUCAGAGCUGUG
Messenger RNA from Amphibalanus amphitrite, 6514 nucleotides. Its product is annotated as myosin heavy chain, muscle-like. Gene Ontology annotation, cellular component: myosin complex. Gene Ontology annotation, molecular function: cytoskeletal motor activity; ATP binding; actin filament binding. Lineage: Eukaryota; Metazoa; Arthropoda; Thecostraca; Balanomorpha; Balanidae. The record is from RefSeq and is a predicted model, not a curated record. The coding region runs from base 268 to 6084 and encodes 1938 amino acids. The transcript is spliced from 45 exons.